AUGAAUCCUGCAUCCACCAGGCGUGGGUCCAGCCACUCAACUUCACGACCUGGAGUCUUGGGUGCUCCCUUUCCUUUGGAGUCACAGGGAUAUGUUGCCUCUGCUGCACCUCGCCAGAGACCUUCAGUACCCGGAAUACCAAUCAGCCAGAGACCUUCAGUACCGGGAACACCAAUCAGCCAGAGACCUUCAGUACCCGGAACACCAAUCAGCCGGAGACCUUCAGUACCCGGAACACCAAUCAGCCGGAGACCUUCAGUACCUGGAACACCAUCCCGCCUGGGACCGUCAGUACCCGGAACACCAACCAGCCCAGGACCUUCAGUACCCGGAACACCAAUCAGCCAGGGACCUUCAGUACCCGGAACACCAUCCCGCCAGCGAUCUUUUGUACGCGCCACACCAUCAAUCCAGCGACUUUCAGUACCACCAUCCAGCCAGAGACCUUUAGUACGCGGCACAUCAUCCACUAGGUCCUUGCAGUCAGUGCACAGAGAUCCCAUUGCAGACAAAUUACCAAAGAAAUACACCCAGCAUGAGAAAGUGCCGUCAACUCGACCGCUCCAAGGGACUAAGAAACCUGAAACCCCCCAAACACAGGCGGAGGGCCUGGACAGGGACGUAAAAAGAUUCAGAGAGAGCUUCUGGCAUUUUUGUUUCUCACCCAAUGGGAUGUUGAAGGUCUUGAGGAUGUGUCUUACUGCAACAUCGGUGUUUUGUUUCAUCAUUGGCGGUGCCCAGGACAUGUUUGUAGCCAUCGUGAUUCAGGAAACCUGCAUUGUUUUAUUCUUCAUCAUAAUCUAUCUGGUAAUCCUUCAAAACACGAUGACCUGUAUCCACUGGCCUCUGCUUGAUCUGAUCAACACUCUCAUUUCAAUGGUAUUUCUUGGAAUAGUGGGCAUGCUAGUCAUUGGAGAAAAAAACACAGAGGAUCUGGGCUAUAUUGGCGGGGUCCUGUGCCUCUCGGCAGCAGUCCUGUGUGUCAUCGAUGCCUUGUUGGUUACCGAAAAGAUGAGGCGCAGAGCGAAAACUGCUCUGGCAAAGGAAACUAAGCCCUCUGCCACGGGAGCGAGGCAGAAGCAGCGCUGA
Messenger RNA from Arvicanthis niloticus (Nile rat), 1089 nucleotides. RefSeq names its product CKLF like MARVEL transmembrane domain containing 1 (gene Cmtm1). Gene Ontology annotation, cellular component: membrane. The record is from RefSeq and is a predicted model, not a curated record. Lineage: Eukaryota; Metazoa; Chordata; Mammalia; Rodentia; Muridae.